This is a messenger RNA of Cavia porcellus (domestic guinea pig), 3881 nucleotides long. It is a transcript of the gene Ntng2, whose product is annotated as netrin G2. Gene Ontology annotation, cellular component: basement membrane. The coding region runs from base 1460 to 3358 and encodes 632 amino acids. The transcript is spliced from 11 exons. The record is from RefSeq and is a predicted model, not a curated record. Gene Ontology annotation, biological process: animal organ morphogenesis; substrate adhesion-dependent cell spreading; tissue development. Lineage: Eukaryota; Metazoa; Chordata; Mammalia; Rodentia; Caviidae.
UUACCCACUGCUCCGGGCCUUCUGGGUGCAGCCCUUCGCAGAGAGAGAAAGGCAGCAAAGCAGCCUGGCGCCCUGGGCUGCUGGGGUGGGGGACCCGACUUCUUCGGCCCCCUUCCCCGUGCCAAUGGGGCAGCCCCACAUCCACGGGCGCCGGCACCCCGGAAGCCCCCACCCCGGCCCCCGGCUUUUGAAGAAGGAAGCUGCAGCCCCGCCGCGCCCGACCCGAGCCGGCUGAGAAUGCGCCCUGUAUGCAGGGACCCGCUGGCCCCCGGGCCCGGAGGCGAUGUGUAGGCAGCGACCCCCCAGCCCAGGAGCAGGCUCGCUCCCGCGGCCGCCUGCUGGGGUCUCUCCUGGCCGCCGGCCCUCGGGGACGCCCCUGCUCGCCGCGCCCCUCCCCGGGCCGUGGCGUCCCCGGAGCCUCGCAGUAUUUCCUCCCUGCACCUUUAAGAAGACCGCUGCUCUGUGGUGGGAUGGUGUGUUAGAGCCACACAGAGGAAGUUACGCAGCCCGGAUCAGGCCGAGAGAUAAAAGCCCGAUGGUGAUCGCCAGAGAUGGCAAGAGGAUUGCGCCUGGGCAUUAACUUGGAGCGGCGCGCGGGGGGGCCCUGAGCGCCCAGCCAUCUGGCCCGCGCCCUGCUGGGGCGGGGAGGGGUGAUGUCCCGGCGCCCCGACCGGCAGCAGCCGCGGAGCCCACCCAGGCUAGGGGCUGCGGGGCGCGCGAGCGCGGCUGCUCCCCAAGCCGCCCGGGGGGCCCCAAAAGUUUGCACUUGUUAGCUGGCGACCUCGGACUCGGAUGCGGGCUGCGCGCGCGGCCCCCUCCCCCGGCCCCAGCGGCCGGGACAGCAGCAGGCGGCGCCCCCGGCGGCCCCAGGGCGCUCCGGCCCCGGCGUGACGCCCCCCCACCCCGGCCUCGCCGCACCCAGCGCCGCACGAGGACGGCGGCGGCCUCGGUCUGCGCCCCGGAGCCGCCGAGCCGGGCCGGAGGGCUGUUACAUGGUGGUGCUGAGCGCAUUAUACAUUAAGGGCCCUUUAAAGACCUGGAUUGAUUGGAAGGACAAAAUUAAAAGCAACCCAACCCAGGCCCACCCGGAUCCCUGCGGAUUUUCUCCUUAUCCCAUUUCCCUUCACCCUCACAAUUUGAGCGCCUGCCUGAUUUGAUCAGAUUCACCUCCGGGGGAGGUGUCCACGCCAAGGUUAGGAGGACACAAAGUUCCAGGGCGACUUCUUCCUCUGCCCAUCAGCAGUCUUGAGAAACGCUGGCUCUGAAUUUUUCGCAGCGGCCUUCUGGAAAAGCGAGUUCCUCGCCGUUUGCAAACCUGCAGCGCUCAAGCCUCUGGGACAUGCCGGCCACUGCCGCCCGGUCCAUGUGGCUUUUCCAUGCUGAGGCCCAGAGUCCCGCCUGAGCCCGCGGCUGCCUCCCCAGGGCGUGUCUGGGCCGCGCCCCCGAGGCCUGCACAGCCAUGCUGCACCUGCUGCCGCUCCUGCUGCGCUGCCUCUCCCUGGCCUCCGCGGACUAUGACAUCUGCAAAUCCUGGGUGACCACGGAUGAGGGCCCCACGUGGGAGUUCUACGCCUGCCAGCCCAAGGUGAUGCGCCUGAAGGACUACGUCAAGGUGAAGGUGGAGCCCAAGGGCAUCACGUGCGGGGACCCCCCAGAGAGGUUCUGCUCCCACGAGAACCCCUACCUGUGCAGCAAUGAGUGUGACGCCUCCAACCCCGACCUGGCACACCCGCCCCGGCUCAUGUUUGACCGCGAGGACGAGGGCCUGGCCACCUACUGGCAGAGCGUGACCUGGAGCCGCUACCCCAGCCCGCUGGAGGCCAACAUCACCCUGUCCUGGAACAAGAGCGUGGAGCUGACCGACGACGUGGUGAUGACCUUCGAGUACGGCCGGCCCACCGUCAUGGUCCUGGAGAAGUCACUGGACAACGGGCACACGUGGCAGCCCUACCAGUUCUACGCCGAGGACUGCAUGGAGGCCUUCGGCAUGGCCGCGCGCCGCGCCCGAGACAUGUCCCCGUCGGGCGCGCACCGCGUGCUGUGCACCGAGGAGUACUCGCGCUGGGCUGGCUCCAAGAAGGAGAAGCAGGUGCGCUUUGAGGUGCGGGACCGCUUCGCCAUCUUCGCGGGCCCCGAGCUGCGCAACAUGGGCAACCUGUACGCGCGGCUGGAGAGCGCCAAGGGCCUCAAGGACUUCUUCACGUUCACCGACCUGCGGGUGCGGCUGCUGCGGCCCGCGCUGGGCGGCACCUAUGUGCAGCGCGAGAACCUGUACAAGUACUUCUACGCCAUCUCCAACAUCGAGGUCAUCGGCAGGUGCAAGUGCAACCUGCACGCCAGCCUGUGCUCGGUGCGGGAGGGCAGCCUGCAGUGCGAGUGUGAGCACAACACCACCGGCCCUGACUGUGGCAAGUGCAAGAGGAACUUCCGCACGCGCGCCUGGCGCGCCGGCUCCUACCUGCCGCUGCCCCACGGCUCCCCCAAUGCCUGUGCAGCUGCAGGCUCUGCCUUCGGCAGCAGCAGCAGGUCCUGGAAGGACCCCGCCCCCAGAGGCCCUGUGGCCACGCGGGGGGCACCCAUGACUUCCACCCCCUCCACAUCUACCACGCAGGCACCCACAGCCCCUAGCACUCCACAGCCCACAGACCUGACCAGGCCAUCUACAGUGGCCCCCUUGGGGCAGAGCCCCCGCUGGCCCCGGGGGUCCUCCCGGGCAGAAGCUGUGGGCACCUCUGCUGCUGUCCCUGCCCCUGCCAAGGGCUCCAAACUUUUCCAGCUCAAGCCCAAAUCUCCUCACGUGAUGCCUGUGGAAGAAUUCCCAGACUGUGAGUGCUAUGGCCACUCCAACCGCUGCAGCUACAUCGACUUCCUGAAUGUGGUGACCUGUGUCAGCUGUAAGCACAACACUCGCGGCCAGCACUGCCAGCACUGCCGCCUGGGCUACUACCGCAACGGCUCGGCCGAGCUGGAUGACGAGAACGUCUGCAUCGAGUGUAACUGCAACCAGAUCGGCUCCGCGCACGACCGCUGUAACGAGACCGGCUUCUGCGAGUGCCGCGAGGGCGCAGUGGGGCCCAAGUGCGACGACUGCUUGCCCACGCACCACUGGCGCCAAGGCUGCUACCCCAACGUGUGCGACGACGACCAGCUGCUGUGCCUGAACGGGGGCACGUGCCUGCAGAACCAGCGCUGCGCCUGCCCGCGCGGCUACACCGGCCUGCGCUGCGAGCAGCCGCGCUGCGACCCGGCCGACGACGACGGCGGCCUGGACUGCGACCGCGCGCCCGGGGCCCCGCGCCCCGCCGCCUUGCUCGGCUGCCUGCUGGGGCUCGGGCUGGCGGCGCGGCUGGGCCGCUGAGCGCGCGGCCCGGUGCUACUGCGGCCCGGCCCGCCCUCCCCGCCCUUCUGCUUCCCUCCCCUCCCCUCGCCCGCCCUGUCCUACCCGCCUUUCUUUUCUUUCUCACCUCUUACGCUGGCGGGGAGACAGGGUGCUGGGAGAGAUGCUGCUCGCCCAGCACCCCCAGACCCGUUGCCCCAGGACCGUCUCAACGCCCACUGCGCCCGGUCCUGGCCCUCCACCAGCCGGCAGACCUGACUCCAGAUGCCUACAACUCCAGUCGCUGACUUGAUUCUCUUUUAUAUUCUUUCUUUAUUUUCCUUUGCAACCCACCAGACCCCAGGCCUCACAGGCCUGGUCACCAAGGAACUGACCGUCUGGGGUUAGGGUAGAGAGAAGGGUCGGGUGGGUGGAGAUUUCCUUUUGUAGAGAACUAUUUUUGUUUGUAUUAACUGUCCCCUGUCAGGAGGGACUUGGGUGGGCACUGGUCACCGCAGUGGCGGACGAUGUAUAACCCAGCUGAGUAUAAAGAGUGUUCACUGCU